AUGAACAGCCAGUACUAUCCUCCCCCGCCAGCAGCGGCAGCAGCACCUGCCACUCAGAGAAGCUACCCACCGCCGCCCCAGUCGCCGCCAGCCACUCGCACCAACUUCUCGUACGGCGGUCUGCAGUCGCACCCGCUGUCGCCCCGGCAAGCCAACGCCUACCCGCCGCCGCCUGGCCAGACUGCUGCUGCCGGCUCACCCGCGCCGUCUCACAAAUCGCCGUACCCUCCUCCUCCCCAGCAGCAGCAAGCUUCGCCUUCCCAGGCAGCACCAGCACAGCAACGCUACCCACCGCCGCCUAAUCAGCAGCAGGCACAGCCCCAAACGCAGACGCCGCAGCCGCAGCAGCAGCAGAAGCAACAGGUGGUGCCCAUUCACGACCGCACGCCGUCCUUCUCGUCCCGCACCUCGUACUCCUCCUCGCAAGUGUCCCAGCCCCAGCAGCACCAGCAGGCGGUGGCCGCUUUCGCGCCACCGCCUACCUACGGUGACAGCGGCGGUAACAGUGCGACUGGUGCCGACUACCCGGCGGAGAAGGGCAAGUCGGGCGGUGCUGCUGUGAGCAAUAGCUUUGGCUACACCGGCAAGGCCGACGACGAGGAGGGCGACGACGGCGACGAGGACGACGAGUACGGCCGCCUGCACGACCAAGGCGGUGCCAUUGGCCAGAUCGCCGGCGCGCCGGCGCCGGGCAUGUUCACGGGGGUGACGGCCGUCGUCGACGAUGUCGGCACCUUCAACGGCGGCAGCUACCGCAUCAGCCACCGCGACAGCAACACGAUCCUGACCAUCCAGCUGGCCAUUGGCUGCCCGCUGACGGCCAAGCCGGGCGUCAUGAUUGGCAUGUCGCCGUCCAUCACGCUCAAGGGCGCCUUCAAGUUCAGCAUGAAGAAGCUCGUGGCGGGCGCCGAGAUCGGCACGUCCCUGUUCACGGGGCCCGGUGAGCUGCUGCUGGGCCCGCCCAUGCUCGGCGACAUUACGAGCAUCCGCCUGACGGGCGAGGGCGCGUGGUCCGUGGGCCACGACGGGUUCCUGGCGUGCACGCAGGGCGUGGUCAAGGAGUACAAGCGCCAGGGCAUCGGCAAGGCCAUGUUCUCGGGCGAGGGUCUCUGGGUGUACAAGAUCCGGGGCAUUGGUCUGCUGUGGAUCUCGAGCUUCGGCGCCAUCAUCAAGAAGGACCUCGUGGAGGGCGAAAAGUACAUUGUGGACAACGGGCACCUGGUGGCCUGGAACACAAAGUACGUGCUGGAGCGUGUGGCCUCGGGCGGCAUCAUUUCGGGCCUUGCGUCCGCCGAGGGCCUGGUGUGCAAGUUUACGGGGCCCGGCACGGUCUACAUCCAGACGCGGAAUGCGAAAGCAUUCAGUGCCUUCAUGUCCGGCCAGACGAUGCAGGUUGACCAACUCUCGGCAAACCAAGUAUCUACGGCCGACAACCACCCACCGACACCCGCAAUGAGAACCUCCAGCACCGGCGAGCGCAUCCCGGCUCUCGCACUGGUCCACACAGACAACUGCUCUGUUGCCGACACAUCGAUCGACGACCGAACGUUGCCGUCUGACAAGAAACCAGACAAGCGGCCGAGCCGCGAGAACUCCCCAGCCACGAAACACAAAGGACAGCCGAUCGACGGCGCUACCAUUGAGAACUGGCGUCCGCAUGUGUCGACUGUCACGGAGAAGUCGUCGAGCUCAGCGGACUCAAUGGCCGAGCAGCCACCCAAGGCCACAGAAAUCAAGGGCAAAUCCGACGCGAUACCAAAUGCAAGCGAUCUCGGUUCGCUCCGGAGGAGGCGCCCGGGAGCAACCUAUGGCGUGGAUGCAUUGCCCAGCCUCAAGGCUCGCGUGGUGACCGAGCGUGAUGUCUCAGACGUCUCCAGCGCCACAAAAGACAGAGACUCUUCCCUUCGAAGCGUAUCUAGCCUGCCCAAAUUUUUUGCUCCCGACUAUGGCAUCACCGACGACGACAAGUCUGCAACUCAGCUGAGUGAUGAUCCAACCGAAGAAGACCAACACUUGGACUUUUCUUUUACGUCGUUUUCGCGCCUGCCACUCUUCAAUAUCAUGCACGAUAUCCAAUCAUUACCACCGGUGCUGCAGGGGCUUGUUCGCAAGAACCUGACGCCCGAGGCCGGCGAGAAGGGCCGUACAGUGGCAGCGAUGAUUCUUGAAUUGUUCGCUGGCCACAAGAAAGUCGGGCCGUUUGAGUUUCCGUCACAAUCACGCCUGCCUCUCUAUGUCAACCUCCGACCAAAGGCCACUUCGUCGCCCAGACAAGACGCAGACGGUGACACAGACGACCUUGAAUAUGCAAAGGGCACAGACGAAGUGAGUAAGAAGGGUCAUGUGAUCGGCUCGAUCGACAGCGUCGGCCGGUAUGUCCGUCCCAAUGCAGACCCCCGUUUCCUGUUCUCUAUCACGCCCUUUACGAAGUCCGAGGUGCUGCGAGGCAAGACGUCCAAGGACGUUCUGUUUGGGAAGCUAGAGAAAACAUGGCGGAAACAGGAGCAUGCCGGAGUGGCGCAAGCGGCAGUGACGAAACGGUCGAGCAGGUCGACGUCAACAAACGGAACAACCGGCACGUGUGCCAGGGCCGGCAACCCGCACUGCGAGAGGACAAGCGCAUCAACACGCUCGACUCAGAGAGAUAGUUCGUCGACGACCACUGGUACCCAGACUGCGCCGUCUUCGAUAUGCAGCAGCGAAAGUGGCCCCAAUGCGCCUUACCGUGCUCCGCCCCCAAGUCGAGCCGAACCGUCUGUCGACGGGAACAAGAGGCUAGCCGGUGAUCGGCAUCGCUUUGAUACCCUUGUCAACCGUCUGCAGCAGAAGCUGUCUGAGCAAUCACAACAGUCGGGAGAUGAUGUUAAGGACGCAAACUCAAACGUCCAUCCCCAGGUGCAACCGCAGGCACAGCAAUUGCCAUCUGUGCAGUCAGCUCAACCGGCGCAGCCAGCUCAACAGCUUCGCCACAUGCAGCUUCACCAGGUGCAGCAGAUGCAGCAGAUGCAACAGAUGCAACAGAUGCAACAGAUGCACGAGAUGCACCAGCAGCAUAUGCAAAAAAUUCAUCAAACGCAACAGGAUCAGCAGCAUUAUCAGCAAGGGCAGCCAGGAUCAGCCAUGCAGGCCAUCCAGUCCAUGCAACCCUUACACCUGUAUGGACAAUACUAUCCCAACACGCUGGUGGCUCCCACGUGGGCCAUGCCGUUGAUGAAUACCAAAAUGUGA
This is a messenger RNA of Sporothrix brasiliensis 5110, 3228 nucleotides long. RefSeq lists its product as uncharacterized. The record is from RefSeq and is a predicted model, not a curated record. Lineage: Eukaryota; Fungi; Ascomycota; Sordariomycetes; Ophiostomatales; Ophiostomataceae. The transcript is spliced from 9 exons. The coding region runs from base 1 to 3228 and encodes 1075 amino acids.